This is a messenger RNA of Mytilinidion resinicola, 984 nucleotides long. Its product is annotated as Mago nashi protein. The record is from RefSeq and is a predicted model, not a curated record. The coding region runs from base 91 to 555 and encodes 154 amino acids. Gene Ontology annotation, cellular component: exon-exon junction complex; nucleus. NCBI's taxonomy places the organism in Eukaryota, Fungi, Ascomycota, Dothideomycetes, Mytilinidiales, Mytilinidiaceae. The transcript is spliced from 7 exons. Gene Ontology annotation, biological process: RNA splicing.
CUUCUUCAGAGCCUCACCAACCACAACCUCAACGCACUUCCGAAUCCAUCUACCGCAGGUUAUUUGGAGUGUCAAGCCUUUUUGCACGCCAUGGCUGCCUCAAGCGAACCCUUCUACGUGCGAUACUAUUCUGGUCACUCUGGAAGAUUCGGUCAUGAGUUUCUUGAAUUCGACUUCAGAGCUCUCGGCGACGGACGCAGCGCCUCAGCCCGAUAUGCGAACAACUCAAACUACCGAAACGACUCGCUGAUCCGUAAAGAGAUGUGCGUGAGCUCUCUCAUGAUUGCAGAGAUCAAGAAGAUCAUCAAGGACAGCGAGAUCAUGAAGGAAGACGACACCAAAUGGCCACAGAAGAACAAGGACGGCCGCCAGGAGCUUGAGAUCCGACUCGGCAAUGAGCACAUCUCGUUUGAGACCGCCAAGAUUGGAUCGCUCGUCGACGUGACCGAAUCCCAGGAUCCAGAGGGGCUCCGUGUGUUCUACUACCUUGUCCAGGACCUCAAGGCGCUGGUGUUCUCUCUGAUAUCCCUUCACUUCAAGAUCAAGCCUAUUUGAGACGGUGACUGCAUCUCCGGCUGGCGUUUGGAUUUUGCUUUUCAUGGCCAGCGAACGCUCGCAUAUGCACAGCGCGGCGUGAAUUCACGGACCCUGCUUCCUGUUCUGCGUGGGCGGCGCCUGUGUGGGGGGAAGCGCUGGGUUCUUGGAGUCCAGAAGGAUUUUGUGGGUCGGUCACUUGUCACAUUUGAACCUCUCGGGUCAAUUCUUCACGAUAGAUAUUGCAUAGCGUUCACUUGGCAAGGCUGGCAGGAGGGAUUGCUGGUCGGAUGAUGAUCACCUGAUUGGCAUCGGAUUUCACAUUUUCGAUGUUGAAUAGCAUCCCACGGCGGCGCUGCUGUGGCGCGCCGACGGGCCAAAUAGAGCGUGCGGACUGCUGCUGUGGAUCUCUUGCAGUGAAAUAUCGCCACAGCUUUGUUCGAGUCCCGU